Empidonax traillii (willow flycatcher) is the source of this 2034-nucleotide messenger RNA. Its product is annotated as nebulin-like. Lineage: Eukaryota; Metazoa; Chordata; Aves; Passeriformes; Tyrannidae. The record is from RefSeq and is a predicted model, not a curated record. The annotation marks the transcript as partial. The transcript is spliced from 11 exons. Gene Ontology annotation, biological process: cardiac muscle thin filament assembly. Gene Ontology annotation, cellular component: Z disc. Gene Ontology annotation, molecular function: actin filament binding.
AAACUGUACAAGCUGGCGAUGGAGGAGGAGAAGAAGAAGGGCUACGACCUGCGGGCAGAUGCCAUUCCCAUCAAGUCAGCCAAAGCUUCCCGGGACAUCGCCAGCGAUUACAAGUACAAGGAGGGGUAUCGGAAGCAGCUGGGCCACCACAUCGGGGCCCGCAACAUCGAGGACGACCCCAAGAUGAUGUGGUCAAUGCACGUGGCCAAGAUCCAGAGUGACAGGGAGUACAAGAAAGCCUUUGAGAAGACCAAGACACACUUCAGCAGCCCCGUGGACAUGCUGGGGAUCGUGUUGGCCAAGAAGUGCCAGGGGUUGGUCAGUGAUGCCGAUUACCGGCACUAUCUCCAUCAGUGGACUUGCCUGCCUGACCAGAAUGAUGUGAUCCAUGCCAAGGAAGCCUAUGACCUGCAGAGUGAUAACUGCUACAAGUCUGACCUGCAGUGGCUGCGGGGCAUUGGUUGGGUCCCCAUUGGAUCUCUGGAAGUGGAGAAGGCCAAGAGGGCCGGGGAGAUCCUGAGUGACAAAAUCUACCGCCAGCACCCGGACACCAUCAAGUUCACCAGCAUCCCAGACUCCCUGCCCAUGGUGCUGGCCAAGCAGAACGCGGACACCAUGAACAAGCGUUUGUACACUGAGGCCUGGGAUAAGGACAAGACACAGAUCCACAUAAUGCCCGACACUCCUGAAAUCACACUGGCAAGAGAGAACAAGAAAAACUACAGCCUGAAACAAUACAGACAGGCCAUGGAAGACUCAAAGAAGAAAGGCUACGAUCUGAGAAUCGAUGCCAUCCCCAUUCAGGCGGCCAAGGCAUCCAGGCAGAUUGCCAGUGAUUACAAGUACAAGGAGGGGUAUCGGAAGCAGCUGGGCCACCACAUCGGGGCCCGCAACAUCGAGGACGACCCCAAGAUGAUGUGGUCGAUGCACGUGGCCAAGAUCCAGAGUGACAGGGAGUACAAGAAGGACUUUGAGAAGACCAAGACCCACUUCAGCAGCCCCGUGGACAUGCUGGGGGUGGUGCUGGCCAAGAAGUGCCAGAGCUUGGUGAGCGACAUUGACUACCGGCACUACCUGCACCAGUGGAUCUGCCUGCCCGACCAGAACGACGUGAUCCACGCCAGGCAAGCCUAUGACCUGCAGAGUGAUAACUACUACAAGUCUGACCUGCAGUGGCUGCGGGGUGUUGGUUGGGUCCCCAUUGGUUCCCUGGAGGUGGAGAAGGCCAAGAGGGCUGGGGAGAUCCUGAGUGACAAAAUCUACCGCCAGCACCCGGACACCAUCAAGUUCACCAGCAUCCCAGACUCCCUGCCCAUGGUGCUGGCCAAGCAGAACGCGGACACCAUGAACAAGCGUUUAUACACCGAAGCCUGGAACAAAGACAAGACCUCGAUUCACGUCAUGCCUGACACCCCAGAAAUCCUGCUGGCCAAACAAAACCGAGUCAACUACAGUGAGAAAAUGUACAAACUGGCCUUGGAGGAGUCGAAGAAGAAGGGCCAUGAUUUGCGUUUUGAUGCCAUUCCCAUCCAAUCUGCCAAAGCCUCCAGAGAGAUUGCCAGUGAUUACAAGUACAAGGAGGGGUAUCGGAAACAGCUGGGCCACCACAUCGGGGCCCGCAACAUCGAGGAUGACCCCAAGAUGAUGUGGUCGAUGCACGUGGCCAAGAUCCAGAGUGACAGGGAGUACAAGAAGGACUUUGAGAAGACCAAGACCCGCUUCAGCAGCCCCGUGGACAUGCUGGGGGUGGUGCUGGCCAAGAAAUGCCAGAGCUUGGUGAGCGACAUCGACUACCGGCACUACCUGCACCAGUGGAUCUGCCUGCCCGACCAGAACGACGUGAUCCACGCCAGGCAAGCCUAUGACCUGCAGAGUGAUGCUGUUUACAAAUCAGACCUGGAGUGGCUGCGGGGUGUUGGUUGGGUCCCCAUUGGUUCCCUGGAAGUGGAGAAGGCCAAGAAGGCUGGGGAGAUCCUGAGUGACAAAAUCUACCGCCAGCACCCGGACACCAUCAAGUUCACCAGCAUCCCAGAC